AUGCCUUCAAAUAGAACUCACGAAUCUUCAGGUCAGCGAAAAAGCCAACAGCCAGAUAUGCAACAGACUACCGCCGUCCAUCUCGAGGAGUCUAAGGCCGCCACUCAAGAUAUCAAUGAAGAAGACCUUGCUGCAGCACACACGUUCGUGGAAGUGAAUACGACUCUAGCAAGUCAGAUAAUCCGGAAGACCGAUAUGCACCUUUUGCCCUUGUGCGUUGUCAUCAACAUCUUCAACUUUAUUGACCGCAGCAAUAUUGGGAAUGCUCGCCUGCUAGGCAUGCAACACGAUCUACAACUCUCUGGCAAUAAGUACAAUAUUGCUGUUAUGUGCAUUUUCAUAAGCGGGUCGGCUGUUGAAAUUCCAGCAAAUAUCAUCUGCAAGAAAAUUGGCACCAAAGUCUGGUUGCCGAUGAUAGUGUUUACGUUUGGUCUUAUCACUACAUUAAUGUCAUUGACGCACACUGCAGAGGGUCUUUAUAUAGCAAGGUUCUUUCUUGGAAUACCCGAAGGAGGCGUUUCACCUGCGAUUAUCUGGCUACUCUCUCAGUUCUAUCGUCGUGCUGAGAUGGGACUUCGAACAAGUAUUUAUAUAUCUGCUGCAGCAUCUAGCGGAGCAUUUGGCGGUCUCUUGGCCAUAGGGCUAAGCAAGAUUCCUCGAUGGGGACUUAUACAUACGUGGAGAAAUAUAUAUUUCUUUGAGGGACUAGUUUCUAUCGCUAUUGGUAUUAUAGCUUUUCGGGUUAUACCUAAUGGCCCAGACGAUGCCAGAUUCCUGAGUCAGGAAGAACGACAAACGGCUCUGAAUCGUCUACAGGUCGAUGCUGCUGGUACAAACGAAGGUGGUAAAACGAAAUGGAAGCAUAUCAAGCAGGCCCUGACAAGCCCACACGUUCUCGGCAGCGGCUUAGGUCUACUUCUAGGGAAGUGA
Exophiala bonariae is the source of this 930-nucleotide messenger RNA. RefSeq lists its product as uncharacterized. Gene Ontology annotation, biological process: transmembrane transport. The transcript is spliced from 3 exons. Bases 1 to 930 code for a protein of 309 amino acids. Gene Ontology annotation, cellular component: membrane. Lineage: Eukaryota; Fungi; Ascomycota; Eurotiomycetes; Chaetothyriales; Herpotrichiellaceae. Gene Ontology annotation, molecular function: transmembrane transporter activity. The record is from RefSeq and is a predicted model, not a curated record.